AUGGAGGACAAUCAGACACUGGCGUUUGCAUUCGAGUUCUAUCAUCAUGUGCGAUAUCUGGGUGAUUGUCGGCUAGUCAAUGAUAGCAGGAUAUAUGAACCAAAUCCGGCCCUACCAAAACCAGUUGGUGAACUUGUUUCGGCCUUCUUUGCACUCAUCGCAUUCUGCCUCAAUGUGGCCGCUCUGGUGGUGUUUUGUGUCGAUGAGAGAGCAGCCAGAAUGAAUACGGUGAGAGAAUCGGGUUCCGGAAAACAAAAUGCAAACCAGCUGAAUCCUGCCUCCGGUGCAGAAGAACCAUCUGGAACCUUAAGACCCGCGUAUUCGCGUCGAAAGAUUUCAGUAGUGGGAACGAAAAGGAGUUCAGCCACUUUGUCUCUACUUAUUCUCUGUGUCUGUGAAUGUGUUUAUGUUUUCCACAAUUUUCUCUUCCGAUUGUUUGUGGCCACCUUCACCGAUGCAGUUUCACCCAAAUUGGACACGCUUGCUCAGAUGGAAUCGACCAAACGCAGAAUUCAAGCACUCCCAGUCAUUCAGAAUUUUAUGUUCUAUUUUGCUGAUCUGGGUUUGUUGUGUCGAAAUUGGGCAAUUUGUCUCAUCACUAUGGCCCGUGCGGAGGUUGUUAUUUGGCCGUUGGGCGCAAAACGAUGGCAACGAGUUCUCCGUGACCGUCUUUCGUUUACAAUCGCAUUUGUGGUGAUUGUGUGCAUCUCUAUGAUAUUGGGUUACAUCAAACAUGCAGACUUUAUGGGAAUGCUAUGUUUCCACCCUACCAGGAUGCAAUUUGCCCUUUGGAUGGAAACGUUUCUUCUGGAUGAAAGGCAAAGUAUCGUAUUUUCUCUGUUCUGCUAUCAUAUGAAUCAAACAUGCAUAACGUGGUGUUUGAUAUUCAUUUUCACAAUGCUAAUCGUCAGCGUUCUGAAACCUUGGAGUCGUCAGAUGGAAAGAUUUCUUAUCUCCGAACCCCCAACUCCGGGUUACAGUAAUUUGAAGAACAACCCCGGUACUGGUGUACAGGCUAGUGCCAUGCGUGGACGACAGCGAAGACAAGUCCGAGCCACGCGACUCGUGUUGAGCAUUGUCACUUUGUUCAUGUUACUCCAGUUUCCCUCGUUCAUCAGCAUAGCGUUUCACUAUGUUGGUUAUGUGGGCCUACAUACAGAAAUGUCCCGAACGAUAGAACAAGUAGGCAAUGCUUUGAAUGCGAUCUACUCUUUUGGAAAUUUCUUUGUCUUUAUUGUUGUGCUGAAACAGUUCCGUGUGAUGUUCAUCGAACUGUUCUGUUGUUGCAAGUCCAAACCCUCGUCAAUGGUUGAACAAGUCGUACGGGAAUACGGGACCUCAAGUGUGGACGAUUCCCAGAAGGACAUCAGGAAUGCAGCCGGCAACGUACGGAAACAAAUCCAGUUAGAUUGA
This is a messenger RNA of Echinostoma caproni, 1413 nucleotides long. The record is from the annotation of a GenBank genome assembly. NCBI's taxonomy places the organism in Eukaryota, Metazoa, Platyhelminthes, Trematoda, Plagiorchiida, Echinostomatidae.